AUGGGGCUGAACAUGAUAGAUGAGAUUGACAGUGGCAACUUCUUUGAUCAAAUUGAUGAUUUGAUUGAGUUCCCACCCGACAGCGAAUGCGGUAAUUUUAUUGGGUCAUCCGAGUCAAAGGUUCUACCGAGCAUGUGGAGCGACCCGUUUUUCGAACCUGAACCAUUUUUUCAGGGUGAUUUGCCGUCUGAUCUCUUGACUGAGAUCUCGGUUCCGUACGAGGAUACUGCGCAACUCGAGUGGCUCUCGACUUUUGUUGAGGACUCGUAUUCAUGUGGUGGACUCACCAUCGGGAAAGACGGGCCCCCGUGUGUAGAAAACGACGGGGGGCCAAAUCACAAACACUUCCAAACUUUGAGCCCAAUCUCGGUACUCGAGAGCACCACGAGCAGCACCUCUUCCUGCUCGGUUGAGAAAACCGAGCCGCCGCUCAGCUCAAAUCCUCACCGUGGGCCCCAGAAGGCCCGAAGCAAACGUCCCCGGCCCGUGACCUUCACCACCAGGCCCACAAUACAGCUUGUCGAAUUGGGCCUGGGCCCAACCCAGCCCAAACAGAAGCAGAAGAAAAUCAGGCCCGCGAACGGCGACGAAGGCCCGAUCCGGAAGUGCAUGCACUGUGAGAUCACAAAGACGCCACAGUGGCGAUCCGGCCCAAUGGGCCCGAAGACGCUGUGCAACGCGUGUGGGGUCCGCCACAAGUCGGGCCGGCUGUUUCCCGAGUACCGACCGGCGGCGAGCCCGACAUUUAUGCCCGCCCUGCACUCGAACUCACACAAGAAGGUACUCGAGAUGAGGGGCAAAGGUGGGCCCGAGCCCACGAAGAAGCCCAGUAUUGUUCAGAGCCCGUGA
Striga hermonthica is the source of this 849-nucleotide messenger RNA. The record is from the annotation of a GenBank genome assembly. NCBI's taxonomy places the organism in Eukaryota, Viridiplantae, Streptophyta, Magnoliopsida, Lamiales, Orobanchaceae.